Metarhizium brunneum ARSEF 3297 is the source of this 630-nucleotide messenger RNA. RefSeq lists its product as uncharacterized. The record is from RefSeq and is a predicted model, not a curated record. Lineage: Eukaryota; Fungi; Ascomycota; Sordariomycetes; Hypocreales; Clavicipitaceae.
AUGUCUGCCUCUUCUGUCGUUUCUCAGUUGCGAAGCCUCUUCGACAAGGCUGAUCAGCUUAUACCCAAACUUAACAAAAUUUACCCAACAGACGAGCAAUGGGAGUCUUUGGGCGACUUUAGCGCGAAGCUCGCAACGGCUGCGACGACGAUUGGACAGAGAGUACAAGCCCUGAAAGAGUCCCGGGCAGACAGAGCGUGGAAAGAAAGCGAAAAACUUAGAUCCCAUGCUCUGAAAUGUCAGGGAGAUGUCUUAGCCAAUGGUCGACUGAAGCAAUCCCCGGUGUUUAGGAGAAAUAUCGUCACUAUAUUCGAGGGGCCAAAGGACUCCAAAUUUGACACUGAGGAUACCAGGGUCCGAAAGGCCACGACGCGACAAAGAUGCGCGCAGAUCCGAUCUUUAAGUCCCGACGGUAUUAUUUCAUGGGCAAUUGCCUUUGCGCCAAGCCUUUGGGCUGGAGGUUCUAUGGCCACUGAUAUCUUUAAGUGCCUCCUAGAGGACAUUGAGCCAGAUUGUCACCCUUCGUGGCCGUCGAUUGUAGGGGAAACCUUGCACACCCUCCAGGCGGAUGAAGAGGUCUUGCAAAGAUCCACCGACUACCAAAAGCUUUUAUGUGGUAUGCCUGUUUGA